Messenger RNA from Rhododendron vialii, 1570 nucleotides. RefSeq lists its product as uncharacterized. The record is from RefSeq and is a predicted model, not a curated record. NCBI's taxonomy places the organism in Eukaryota, Viridiplantae, Streptophyta, Magnoliopsida, Ericales, Ericaceae. The transcript has 7 exons. Bases 207 to 1175 code for a protein of 322 amino acids.
AAGAUAUCCCCCAAAAAAUAAGGAGUCGAAAAAAGAAAAUCCAUUUUGGAAAUUUACAACUAACUUCCCCGAGUCACUGACCGCGUUGCAAAAGCAUUUCUCAUUGCUCUCGACAGCGUCAAAAAAACUAAUUUUCCCGUCCUUUCCCUUCCGUUUUCCGAGAAAAUCCGACAUUUUCUUCGUACACAAACAGCAGCAGCAGCAGCAUGUGGGUGGAGAUAAUCUGCGGCCUCAUAAUCUACAGAUUGUUCCGUCGAUUCUUCUACGACGACGACCUUCUCGAUGUCGAAACCACCGAUUCCGAUUCCCUCUUCUCCGUCGCCGCUAGACUUGAGAAGCUUUAUGGUGGAAAAGCAUAUGUUGGGCUUCGAAUUCCAGAUGCCGAUAGUGGUUCACGACAAACCAUUGAUAUGGUCCUUGUCACAAAAGGGGAAGCAGUGGUGAUUUCUAUUCAGAAUCUUUCUGGGUUUGUAUCUAUUGAUGGAGAUGGAAGUUGGGUUUCCGCUGGGCGAAGUAGCCACAAAACUGAUCGUCGUCCAGAUCCCGUAGCAGAAGUUAAACGACAAGUUGCUAUUCUUGAAUCGUAUCUAGAACAAAGGGGGGCCCCUCUUCCAGAAGGAUAUCUGUCUUACAGAGUCAUAUGUCCCAACCCUAAUUUCCGUACCAUGUAUGCAGACCAUUUUCCACCUGAGGUGCUCACUUAUGACCAGUGGCUACAACUGAAACCAGAGCCUAAGAGCUUGUUCUCUGGUUGGAUUAAAGGGGCGUUUCGAGGUGGUAAGAAAGAAAUGCAGGAAUCAAUGCAUCAGAAUCUUAAUUUUAUCAUAGCCACUGCGCCUACAUGGGAUAGGUUGGAGCUAAAAGGAGAUAAAUACCUCCUUGGAGAAUUUCUGGAAUUUAAAGGGAAGCAUGAUGAUGUCCAGUCCUUAAAAAAUAUCCGUAGAUCCAAAAUUAAUCGCCUGGUCAUCCAAAAGACAAGCAUGUUUGGUCUAGCCCAUUCUAAGCUCCAAGUUCUGUAUUCUCCUCGAGACUACCGAAAUGAAGGGGCUUCAGCAUCUGAAUGGAACGAAGCAACUGUUAGAUCAAGUACAGAGGUGGUGUUUCAGCUCCAGGAAUCGACUAAAGUGCGAAAGUUCAAGCUAUCAUCCGUUUCUUCGAUGUCUCUGAGUGCCUGAAGAUAACGUCUAUUAUUGGAAGGAGGAGGUAACACUUACCCCUGUUACCAUCAAAGACCCAGAAAUGUUUUGAUCUCACUCACACUUCAAAUAUAUGCUGCGUGCGCUGUAUAUUCCUGUGGGAAACUUCUAUGGACGAACUAGUUUAUAAUGUUGUAAGGAUUUUUGUUUUUGUAUUCUUGAGCAUGGUGUUAUCGUCCUCCAUUGUGGUACUUUUGUUUCGCCUUUAGUAUGCUGUAUUUAUUUGAUUUUAGAGAGAGAAAAAGAGGAGAGAGAGUGGUCAUUUGAUGAUCCCGCAGAUCUCUUAUGUGAUUUAUCAAAUUUCUCAUGUGAUACUAGAUGAGACUCUUUCUAUCUUAAUUUAGUUUAAAUGAUUGAAGCCGUUUAUUUUGUAA